Messenger RNA from Maylandia zebra (zebra mbuna), 5124 nucleotides. Its product is annotated as protein NLRC3. Gene Ontology annotation, molecular function: protein binding. Lineage: Eukaryota; Metazoa; Chordata; Actinopteri; Cichliformes; Cichlidae. The record is from RefSeq and is a predicted model, not a curated record.
GUCCGGCUGCUGUUCCGCGGAGCGUCUUUCCUAUCUGUGUAGGUGAGGCUGGUCGGAUGUCUUUGGGGUUGUUUUUUUUUAUCUGUUGUUGUGAGCUUGUGACGGAGUCCUUAGAUCGAUUGCUCAGACACCAGGACUGACGAAGAGACUGAGCAGCUUCUUUUCUCAAAAUAUUUCUUCCACACAUGAAGGUGGAAAGGGUGUGAAGUGAGCUCAGCAGGUGUGGCUUCUGCUAUGGAUCAGUGUGAGCACAGAGAGGAGGGAGUCCCUCCCUCUAAAUCCACUCUGUGUGGGGAACAUGACAGCAAGACCAAAGCUCAGAGAAUCAAUAAGGAGACACCGUUGUCUACUUCACUGAGCUGUGUGUCAAUGAAGAGUGACCGAUCUAUGAUUCAACCAAUAACCUUUUCAAACAGAGAGCGGUCUUUUGAUACAGGUGUUUUGCAGAGCUCAGAGACUCUCAGUGGUCAGUCUGAUCUGGACUCCAUAUUUAUGACGCUGGAGGACAACAUGUUCAGUUUUUUAAAGAAUGAGCUGAAGAAGAUGAGGAAGGUCGUGCUUUCAGACUAUCCAGAAUGGUUAGAGUGUCAGAGGGAGGAUGAGGAGGUGCUGAAGGCUGAGGAUGAAGAACAGAGGAGGAGCAGUAGAGAGUCAUUUUUGAAGAUCACGCUGCAAUUCCUUAGGAAAAUGAAGCAGGAGAAGCUGGCUGAGUGUCUGCAGAGCAGAACUCGUGCUGCAAAGUUCCAAAAAAACCUGAAGUCUAAUCUGAAAAAGAAGUUCAAGUGUGUGUUUGAGGGGAUUGCUAAAGCUGGAAGCUCAACCCUUCUGAAUCAGAUCUACACAGAGCUCUACAUCACAGAGGGAGGGACUGCAGGGGUCAAUGAUGAACAUGAGAUCAGACAGAUUGAAACCGUAUCCAGGAAAUUGAACAGACCAGAAACUGCAAUCAGACAAGAAGACAUCUUUAAAGCCUCACCUGUUAAAGACAAGCCAAUCAGAACAGUGCUGACAAAGGGAGUGGCUGGCAUUGGGAAAACAGUCCUAACACAGAAGUUCACUCUGGACUGGGCUGAAGACAAAGCCAACCAGGACAUCCAGUUCAUGUUUCCAUUCACUUUCAGAGAGCUGAAUGUGCUGAAAGAGAAAAAGUUCAGCUUGGUGGAACUUGUUCAUUACUUCUUUACUGAAACCAAAGAAGCAGGAAUCUGGAGCUUUGAAGACUUCCAGGUUGUGUUCAUCUUUGAUGGUCUGGAUGAGUGUCGACUUCCUCUGGACUUCCACAAAACUAAAAUCAUCACUGACCCUAGAAAGUCCACCUCAGUGGAUGUGCUACUGACAAAUCUCAUCAGGGGAAAGCUGCUUCCUUCUGCUCGCCUCUGGAUAACCACAAGACCUGCAGCAGCCAAUCAGAUUCUUUCCCAGUGUGUUCACAGGGUGACAGAGGUAAGAGGGUUCACUGACCCACAGAAGGAGGAGUACUUCAGAAAGAGAUUCAAAGAAAAGGAGCAGACCAACAGGAUUAUCUCCCACAUCAAGAAAUCACGAAGCCUCCACAUCAUGUGCCACAUCCCAGUCUUCUGCUGGAUCACUGCUACAGUUCUGGAAGAUGUGCUGAAAACUAGAGAGGGGGGACAGCUGCCCAAGACCCUGACUGAGAUGUACAUUCACUUCCUGGUGGUUCAGGCCAAAAUGAAGAAGGUCAAGUAUGAUGAGGGAACUGAAACCGAUCAGCACUGGAGUCCAGAGAGCAGGAAGAUGAUCGAGUGUCUGGGAAAACUGGCUUUUGAUCAGCUGCAGAAAGGAAACCUGAUCUUCUAUGAAUCAGACCUGACAGAUUUUGAAGUAAUUAUCAAGGAUGCCUCAGUGUACUCAGGAGUGUUCACACAGAUCUUUAAAGAGGAGAGAGGACUGUACCAGAACAAGGUGUUCUGCUUCAUCCAUCUGAGUAUUCAGGAGUUUAUGGCUGCUCUUCAUGUCCAUCUGACCUUCAUCAACUCUGAAGUCAACCUGCUGGAGAAACGGCAAAAAAAAGAUCAGUAUUCUUUAAAACAUCUCCACCAGAGUGCCGUGGACAAGGCCUUAGAGAGUUCAAAUGGUCAUCUGGACUUGUUCCUCCGCUUCCUCCUUGGGCUUUCACUGCAGUCUAAUCAGACUCUCCUAAAAGGUCUACUGACACAGACAGGAAGUAGUUCAAAUACUGAUGUGGAAACAGUCCAGUACAUCAAGAAGAAGAUCAGUGAUAAUCAGUCUGCAGAGAAAAGCAUCAAUCUGUUUCACUGUCUGAAUGAACUGAAUGAUCGUUCUCUAGUGGAGGAGAUCCAACAGUCUCUGACUUCGGGAAGUCUCUCUACAGAUAAACUGUCUCCUGCUCAGUGGUCAGCUCUGGUCUUCAUCUUAUUGUCAUCAAAGGAAGAUCUUGAUUCAUUUGAACUGAAGAAAUACUCUGCUUCUGAGGAUGCUCUUCUGAGGCUUCUGCCAGUGGUCAAAGCCUCCAAGAAAGCUCUGCUGAGCUGUUGUAACUUGUCGUGGAGAAGCUGCAAAGCUCUUUCAUCAGUUCUCAGCUCCGAGUCUUCUAGUUUGAGAGAGCUGGACCUGAGUAACAAUGACCUGCAAGAUUCUGGCGUGAAGCUGCUGUCUGGUGGACUAAAAAGUGUACACUGUAAACUUGAAACUCUAAGUCUCUCGGGUUGUCUGAUCACAAAAGAUGGAGGUGAAUCUUUGGUCUUGGCUUUGAGGUCUAACCCCUCCCAUCUGAGAAAUCUUGAUUUGAGCUACAAUCAUCCAGGAGACUCUCAUGUGGAGGAGCUUUCUAAGGGAGUGAAGAAUACUCAGUGGAGACUGGACAAUCUAAGAGUGGACCAUUGUGGAGAGCAGUGGCUAAAACCUGGACUACUGAAGUAUUCAUGUGAACUCACAGUGGACACCAACACAGUGAACAGAAACCUCAGACUAUCUGACAGCAACAGGAAGGUGACACGUGUGAAACAGGACCAUCCAUAUCCUGAUCAUCCAGACAGAUUUGACUGCUGGCCUCAGCUGCUGUGUAGAAAUGGUCUGACUGGCCGCUGUUACUGGGAGUUGGAGUGGGAAGGAGAAGUUUAUAUAGCAGUGAGUUACAGAAGAAUCCAAAGGAAAAAAAAGAGUGAUGAGUGUUGGUUUGGAGGAAAUGAUCAGUCCUGGAGUCUGAGCUGCUCUGAUGGUGGUUACUCGGUGUGGCACAAUAACAGAGAAACAUUCAUCUCCUCCCACUCCUCUUCAUCCUCGGUCUCUGACAGAGUAGCAGUGUAUGUGGACUGUCCUGCUGGCACUCUGUCCUUCUACAGAGUCUCCUCUGACACUCUGAUCCACCUCCACACCUUUAACAUCACAUUGACUGAAUCUCUGUAUGUUGGGUUUGGAUUUGGGUUCUGGUCAUCUGAAUCUUUACUUUCUCUGUGUUCUUAGUGUACCUUUAAUCUCAUCACUGAGACAGGACACACACCACUUGUAGGUUUUUUACUGUCCAUGUUUACAAGGGGACAUCUUUUCAGAAAUGUAACCAAGUGGAUUUAGAGCCUAAAGCUGACCAGCGAGUGAAGUAAAAGUGGUGAAAAGUGAAACAUGUUAGAAAGAGAAGAUGGCCUUAACAGGGUGUGAACUUGUAAAGUAAAAACAUGAUGCAUUUAAGGUUAUCCUAUUUGGUUUUUAUUUAAGAAGAGAAUUUGUUCCACUGUGCGAUGGCCGAGUCUCUUUGUUUGCUUGGAGAUAAUUUCUCCUGCUUAGAGAAAAUCCUCUCACACGAAACAGAAAAGGUUGCAUUGCAUAGAAACUGCAAUGCAAGUUGGUGGGGAUGCAGGUAUAUGAUCUUCCUGGGUCCCACAAACUAUCACCGAAAAAGAGUAAACAAAGUAAAUUGCUGCACAUUUUGUAGAAUAACAUUUUAAGAUUAUUUUAACAAUGAAAUUCUUUAAUGAUAUGUAUAUUAUGAAAAGCAGAUGUUUUGUUAAGACAUUUUAAGUUUUUCAAAUUUCAGAUAAAAUAAAUACACCCAAAACAAAGGCAAGCAACAAGAACAGAAAGCUGGCAAACCCACCUGAUUGACCAAAAUCAACUCAAAUUACUCCCACAUGACAGAACCUCCUCUCUUCCUCGCUGGCUCCAUUUCACUCAUUAGAAUGAUCAGUGGUUUGCUAUUUCUCACCAUCAAAACACUCCACAAGUCCUGCGAAUGACUAAUCACUUUCCUAUAAACCACUGACUCAGAUACUGAAGCAGUUAAAUGAAGCUUCAGACGUCAUUGAUCAUGUGACUCUGGCCAAAAGAAUCAAGUCUCGACACAGUGCUUCUGAAGCAGUGUGUUGGUUUCUUUUGACACACCUGCCAGAGUGUCGGCUUCAAGCGGGCCAUCACUGCUGUGAACUGUAGCGCCCAGGCUGAUAAACCAGAGAUUAGGCAACAAAGGGACCUUUGUUUUGUUUUCUGGAGCAAUUAUGUGUUAAUUACACCCACACAGGCUCAACCCAUCUUCUGGAAUGAUGAUUGCAGUCUUGAAGCUGAUCAUCGUGCACACCCACAUGGAUUCAUCUUCUUUGAUCCACUGAAUCAAAGUGGAGGCUCUGCUCUUUAUGAUGAGUCACGGUAUCUGACCUACUAUAACUACUUUGGCUCUUUUCAUUACCCACAAGGUCAUUUAACUCAGGGUGAACAUACUCAGAGCUCACAGAGCUAACUCUGAUCAGAGGGGCGUACAUCGAUUUUGGUGAUGUAGAAAAUGCACUAAUGUUUUUAUUAGUGCUGUCAGCGUUAAUCAACGCGCUAACGUGUUGACGCCGGUCAGCCCCAUGAAUGGGACGAUCCGCGGUAACUUGUUAACAGAGAUUUGCCACAUUAAUGCAGUUAUGGCGUUAACGUCGUUAACAAGAUUAAUGCUGUUUUUAUGCUUGAUUACGCUAGUUUUUAUGCUUGCCUCUAACACCACUAAGUCUGUUUUACACAGAUGGAUUCAUUGGGAACUGAAUAGAUAAGAAAAUUGAUCAUGGUCAAUUUCCUGUGGGUAUACAGUGACUAACCAAUUUUAAAUACAUCAAGUUUAUUAUUUCAGAACUCUAAUGUUGCUGUAAUGUUAGAAAUAAACAGCACCACCGA